Messenger RNA from Papilio polytes (common Mormon), 4325 nucleotides. RefSeq names its product phosphatidylinositide phosphatase SAC2 (gene sp3). Gene Ontology annotation, molecular function: phosphatidylinositol-4-phosphate phosphatase activity. Gene Ontology annotation, biological process: phosphatidylinositol dephosphorylation; regulation of endocytic recycling. The coding region runs from base 108 to 3524 and encodes 1138 amino acids. The record is from RefSeq and is a predicted model, not a curated record. The transcript is spliced from 18 exons. NCBI's taxonomy places the organism in Eukaryota, Metazoa, Arthropoda, Insecta, Lepidoptera, Papilionidae. Gene Ontology annotation, cellular component: clathrin-coated endocytic vesicle; early endosome.
CUUCCCUAUUCGAUUAAAAAACGUCAAAUUGGAUACAAAUUAUAACAACAAUAAACACAAUGAAAUUAUUAGCAAAGAAAACGAACGUGAAAUAAAAUUUACCCAAAAUGGAAUUGUUUAGGUCGGAACUUUAUUAUAUAUUUGUACGAAACGAAUCAAGUUUAUGGUGGAAUCGCGUUACAGGCGCUUUUUCAGUUCGAUCAGCAUGGGACCUAUCAGAUAUCGAAGAUAUAGAAUGUCUUGGUAUAACGGAAGGUAUAAUAGGCAAAGUAGAACAUUCCACAAUAUAUGAACCUCGCUUAAUGAUAAUAAAAGAGAGUGUACCAGUAGGUCAAAUUUAUUUCCAUCAUACUAUUUAUAAAGUAAAAUCGAUAUGUUUCUUAAAUAUGGGCGUUGCGAACCAAGAAAUGGACUUGUGCCCGUGCACAAAACAUAAUUCAAGUACUUCUAUGCAAAGUUCAAAUAAAACAGCCAAUAAAAAGAUGGGUAGUCGAUUGUUUGAGAAUUCUGCAUUCCUGAAUAAGACUGUGGGGGCCGUGAAGAAUGUUAGCAACACUAUCAAGACCACUACUCAGCAUGCGGCUACACAGGUAAAACAGACAGUUAAGAAGCAACGGGAUCCAAAACUAGCUGAACGCUUCGAGAAACGUCUAACCGAUGAAUUACAUAAAAUAUUCGACGAUGCAGAGAGUUUUUACUACUCACGUACUCUAGAUAUCACAAACAGUCUACAGCGGCAGUACGAAAUAGAGAAGAUUCUGGAAAGUGAGGAAUCUGAAGGGAAAACAGUCACCGAUAUAACAAGAUGGUGGAAACAUGUUGAUGAUAGAUUCUUCUGGAAUAAACACAUGUUGAGGGAUAUCAUCGCUUUGGAUAGUCCACAAUGUGAUGAAUGGAUCCUACCAGUGAUCCAGGGCUAUGUCCACUUGGCGCAGAUAGCAGUGGAUGCUGACACCAAUCCCCUCAAUGUGGAGUCUCUAGCAAGCGGAAACUCUUGUGAUGAUACAUUCACAUUAGGUCUCAUAUCUAGACGGUCUAGGUAUCAAGCUGGCACUAGGUACAAUCGUCGUGGUAUCGAACCCGGCGGCAAAGUGGCGAACUACGUGGAAACAGAGCAGAUAGUGUCCAUCAUUUGUACGGACAGCAUUCAUAGGGCAUCGUUCCUGCAGGUACGUGGAUCUGUGCCGAUAUUCUGGAGUCAGCCAGAAUAUAAAUUUCGACCACCGCCACGACUUGAUAGAGGUGAAGAAGAAACUCAUACUGCAUUUAAGAAGCAUUUCGAGGAAGAGCUGAAGAUCUACAAGCAAGUGUGCAUUGUGAACUUGGUGGAGCAGCAGGGGAGGGAGCGGGUCAUCUGGGAGGCGUACGGGAACCAUGUCCUCAAGUUUAACAGCCCUGAUGUUAUUUACGCUACUUUCGACUUCCAUGAGUAUUGUCGCGGUAUGCAUUACGAAAACGUGAGUAUUCUGAUCAACGCGAUCGCGGACAUAAUCGGCGAGAUGAGGUUCUGUUGGCGAGAUGACCGCGGGGUUAUCUGCACUCAGGAAGGCGUGUUCAGGGUUAACUGUAUAGAUUGCCUUGACAGGACCAAUGUGGUACAAACGGCGAUAGCUAAAUACGUAUUGGAGCUGCAACUGUGCCGGCUGGGGCUGGGCGCGCCGGGCUGCGGCCUGCCCGCGCCGCUGCGCCACGCCUUCCUCACCAUGUGGGCCGACAACGGAGAUGUCGUCUCCAGACAGUACGCCGGCACCAAAGCCCUUAAGGGUGAUUAUACACGCACUGGAGAGAGGAAAUUCACUGGAAUGAUGAAAGAUGGCGUUGCAUCCGCUAACAGGUAUUAUCUAUCUACGUUCAAGGACGCGCUGCGGCAGGUGGCUAUCGACGUGAUGACGGGCGAGUCCCGCAGCAUCCCGGAGCAGCUGAUAGUGCCGGAGUGCAGCCGCUGUACCAACGUCAAGGUGCUGAUGCUUAACGAGCAAACGGAACCGGACACGGCGGCGAUGGCGCAACACGUUAAGUCCCUUAUUGAUGACUGCAAGAAACUGCUUGUGGAUACGGAACCAGUUCUCGGCUCCUGGGGACUUAUAGACGCUGAUCCACAUACUGGUGACCCGCACGAGACAGAGAUGGACAGCGUGAUGGUGCUGACGAGCGAGGCGUACUACGUCACGGAUUACGACGAGACGUCCGAUCGCCUGCUGUCGGUGCAGCGCGUGCCGCUCGCUGACGUCACGCUGCUCGAGCUCGGCACUCUCGACACUAACCCUACGAUAUUCGGAGUGGGACGUAAGAGCAGUACGGAGCCGGUUGUAUGUAUCCGUAUAAGCUACAAGUACAGCGGUGAAGCGGGCUACUUCCAUAUGUUCCGGUCUACUUCACUACGCUUCUUUAACAACAUGGCUGUUGUUAUCAAUACCAGGGACGAGAUGAUCGAAUCUCUUCAUUCGAUCUGCGAGUCAGUGAUGGUGGCCCGUGACGUCGCCAAGCUGCCGCCGGUACCUUUCCAUGACGGAGUUAAACUGGAGAAGAGGAAAUCUAAGAUCCACGGCACGUCGUCAGGCGGGGCUAGAUCUGCGUUAUAUCUAGAUGUGUCUCGUUUACCUUCACUCACACGGAAUGUGAGCGAGACGCAACUAGUCGCGGAUAUACGGAGCGUCGGAUCCAAAGCCUUGAAUAACAUGACUGAGCAAUUCAGUAAACUGAACAAGUUAAGUCAUUCACUUAACGCUAAAGCACGUCCAAGUCUCCAACUAAAGUUCGAUCAAGGCGCUUCACGUACUAAGAAAAUGUUCACAAUCGGACAAAGUAAAAACGAUAAGAAAAAAGGUAGCCUUUCCGACGGCUUGAGUUCGGAUUAUUCCUCCGACGAUGAGAACAGAACGAACAUAUUUGAACCGACAUUAGAUAAUUUUGAGAAUACCCAACAUUAUAUUGGUAAAAAAGACAAUAAUGAUACAGAAAACGAUUGUGAAUUAAUACAAAAUCCUUUAUAUUCAUCGAAAAUAGAACCGGAAGUGACAGAGAUCGUUCAAAUACCAGAGAUAACAGAACGACCGCCUGUUAAAACACCUAACAUACAGAAAAGGAAUCCAUUCGAUGCAGAUACAAAACCGGAGAUACAAAUUGAAAGUUUCGUAAAACCGAUACCACCGAAUACUUUGUUAUUAUCACAAAAAUUAUCACAUAGUUCAAGUGAUAUUAAUUACGAUGAUGAGAAUUCACAAGUCCACGUGAGAUCAAACUCUCAGCAUGAUAUCACUUUGAAUAUCGCACAGUCUCAUAGUGAAUCAGCUCUUAAACAAUUAAAAAACAUCGCAAGUCCGAUGUCAAAUGCAACGAGAGAAAUGGUGUUAUCACCACUCUCGAAACUCGCUAAAGGAGUCCAGACUCUAGGCGCCAACUUGGACCCGAGAAAAAUUAAGGCAUCUGGUUCUGUUAAACAAAUAUCAGAACAACAAUAUGAAGAGCACAAAAAACUGCAAGAGAAAUGGCAGGGUUGCAACACUCGCCUUAUCGCGCUGUAGGGCUGCCAACGGAGUGUUGCUAGGUGAAAAAUAUUAAUUAUUAAUAAUUUUUACUAAAAUAUUUAUUGCUUAAACGAAUUGUUAGCGUGUAGUUUCAAUUGAUCUUUAAGUUGACAAACGUUAUUUUAAUUUUAUUUCCCUUGACAUUUAGUUUUAGUAUGAAUAGAAGUUUAUUUUUUAUUUAUUGAUAAUAAAUGCUAUAAUGACGCAUUUCAAGGAUAUAUAUUGAAUUGAAUAGACAAUACCAUAGAUUAUUAAGAUAUUUAGUUCUGUUAAUUUAAUUCCCGCCUUUUCAAGAUGGCGUAUUUGUAUGGAGUGAAAAAAAAUAUGUUCAAAUUUUGUCACAAAAUUCUCUUACGUUAGUGGAAUUAUUUUAGUAUUUAUAAUACUUAUCUGAAAAUUUGUGUUUUUUUCUGUAAUGUUUAUGUUACGAUACAGUAUUAUAGAAUAUUUAUUUCGUUUAUUUAAAGUAUUGGUUAACCUACAGUUAAAUGGUCUGUUAACCUCGAUAUAUAUUUCACAACAAAGUUUCUACAAUAAUUAAGGAAAUUUACCCAAAUCUGUUCUAGAAAGAUAUAUUAGGCCGUCUUCACCUCGGCAGGGUAUUUGUUACGCCCACAAAUUAAAAAAAAAAUAAAAUAAAAAACUGCAAUUAAUUCUAAUACAAAACCACCUUAUCUCAGUAUUAAAUUAUAACUAUGUUCUAAUGUAAUCAAAUCAAAGUUACCAAAAUAUGAAUUUAUAGAAAAAAUUACUCAAUACAUAAUUAUUAGUAUUUUUUCUGCCUAUAAAAAGUAUUUA